Molecule: messenger RNA, 1489 nt
Organism: Aphis gossypii (cotton aphid)
Lineage: Eukaryota; Metazoa; Arthropoda; Insecta; Hemiptera; Aphididae
Exons: 7
Coding region: 362-1132 (256 amino acids)
Source: RefSeq, a predicted model, not a curated record
GCGCAUAGAUAAUAAAGAAUGGAUAGGCCAUCGCUAUAUUAAUCGUAUAGAGGGAAGUGUGCCGGAAUGGGGAAGAGAGAAAGACAGAUUUUAUUAAUGCCUCUCACUCUAGCAGAGGUCUUAUCAUAAAUUAUAUUUUGUGAUUAUUAUCAUUGAUGGAUGUAUAGAUAAUAGAUAUUGGAAUUUAUAAAUUAUUAAAAUUAUUAUUAUAAAAUGUAAUAUAACUAUUGUAUAUUGUAUAAUAAUAUAAAUUUAAUUGUAGUAAUUGUACCUGUUGGCUGUUACCUAUAUUAUUAUUCAUUUCAUCAUUUAUUUUGACUAGUUUACUCCUAAGUCCAAAUUGAAUAUUUAUAUUAGAACUAUGGUUCAUAUUUACAAAGUUUGUAAUGUUUCAUCGAAGGAUAAUAAAGAUUUACCAUUUCAUAGAUUUCCUAAGAAUUUGGAAAAAAGGCAAAAAUGGGCAUCAGCAUUAGGGUUGCAACAAAUUGGUGAUUGGCAAUAUGUUUGCGGAAAUCACUUUACAAGUGAUUGUUAUAUAUUUAGUAAUGCUAGAAAAAUAUUAAAGCCAGAUGUUAUACCAUUCGUUGUUCAAUAUUGUUCAGAUAAUGAGUCUUGCACACCAAUUACUUGUACUUCUGAACCUGAUAAUUAUUCAUAUGCCAAUGCUGUACAUUCAUCUCCAAAAAUGUUAAAUAUUGUUGUUCAUAAUUCUGAUGGUGAAUCUUGCUCACCAAUAUCUAAUACUUCUGGAACUGAUAACUAUUCACAAGUGAUUUAUAGAACACCUUCAACACCUAAACGGAAGAAGGAAGAACUAUCUUCUGAAGUGACUUCUCCCAAAAUAUGUCCUAAAAAAAAACUUAUUUGGAAUAGUAGUCGAUUUGGUGAUUUGAGUUUAAGAGAUUUUGAAACACCUAAUCGUGCUGCAAGAAAUUUUAAAGUUAUUAAACACAACUGUUUCACAACUGAGGAGAAAAAUAAAAAUCUGAAACAAAAGUGUAAACGUUUAGAGAAAAAAGUCGAAACAUUAAAUGAUUUAUUGGAGAUUCUGAAGAAGAAGUCAUUAAUGACAGAUUUUGCUGCUGAUAAUUUAAAGGUACCCAUCAUUAUUCUAAUUUUAAUUGUUUACUAAUUAAUUGUUUACUAAUAAAUUGUUUACAUGUUCAUGGGAGAACUUAACCAGACUUUGUUAUUGUCAACACAUAGGUACCUAGUACCUACAUCAAAUAAAACAAUGAAAUGUCAUUAACAACAAAAUUUGAAAAUUAACAACGUAAUUUUUGUUAUAUUAUGUUUAUAUAUUAAUUUAAUAUCUUUAGUAUCUUUUGAUAUUUUAUGUUAUAUGAUAUGUAGUAUUAAGUAUAUUGCAGUGUUCCCUAAACUUUUUGCAAUAGCGACUCAUAAAUUAUUUAAUCUUUAUGGGGUACGUAACCUCUACUAAAAAAAAAUCAAGUGUGCCAUAAAUAAUUAAAAUUUUUUUGUAAUCAAU